UAAGUACCUUGUCACGCUCUCGCGAUUUUUAAAUUUCUCGCUGAUAGAGACAACUGGUUUUAAUGCAAGCGUUUUUGAUUGCUCUGAAACCUGAGACGUCUAUUGUUUAAGUACUUCCAGCUGCGCAACAAGUACGGGAUCCCGAUCGACUGUAAUCUGAAUGUUCACACUCCCUGCCGACUGCCGCUAUAUGUCGCAAAAACGGCAAAGUACAGCACAAUCAUCGGAUGCGGAAGGUAGCACGAAGAUGGCGAAGCUUGGCGACUAUGCAAAGAAUCUGCUGCUGUGUGAAGACACCAGCGAUGUUCGGUUCCGAGUAGGACGUGAUUAUGGCGCUGUGAAGAUUUUUCCUGCCCAUAGGGUCAUAAUGGGUCGCAGUCCUGUAUUCCAUACCAUGUUCUAUGGAAGUCUGCCCGAUAAGCGCAAAGCACCCAUCAGCAUUCCCGACGUUCUUCCCGAAGCCUUUUCUAACAUGCUCAGUUUUAUCUACACCGAUGCCGUUCAGACCCUCACCAAGGAUAACGUUUUCCCCACGUUGGGCUGCGCGGACAAGUACGAUCUGCCAUUACUGGUUGCCAUGUGUACUGAUUUCGUCCUGAAGGAUCUCACAAUCAGCAAUUGCCUGGAUAUUCUGGAUGACGCGGUUCACUACGAUAGUGUGGCGCCGAGUAUCCUGGAGGAGUGUUUAUACCUCAUUGAUGAAUCACCGAAGUUAAUUUGGGAAUCGGAGCAGUUCAGUGCGAUUGGACACGAGGCACUGCGCACUAUUCUGCAGCGGGAUACGUUGACCGCCAGUGAAGAUAGAAUUUGGUUGUCGGUGGAUAAGUGGGCUGAGAACAUGUGCACACGAAGGAACUUGGACUCUUCUGCCGCCAGUCGGCGUGAGAUAUUGGGCCAGACGCUGUUUCUUAUUCGUUUUCCCCUCUUGACUAGUGGUGAGCUGCUGGAUGGGCCUGUCAAGAGGGGUUUGUUGCUGAAAUCGGAAGAACGGGACAUCUUCCACCACAAGAACGCCGCAAUCAAACCGCAGCUACCGUUCCGUACGGACCCCCGACAAAAUGUUCGGGCUGUGGGUGUCAUUAACUUCACCAUUCCGGAUGUCCGGAAGGUGGUUCCGGGGGAACCGUAUGCGCCCAGCGAUCGCAUUACACUUAGGAACCUGCUCUGGUGCAUCUACGUCAAGAACGAUACAGACAGUGCACCGACGGCUUUUGGCUUCUACUUGUGGUGUUACAACCCUCCCAAGUCGGCAACUUGGAACUGUCAAGUUCAUGCAGAACUGCGCCUCCUGCCAUGGAAAGCUGGAACUGCACCGAUCAAGAAAACGUUUUCCCGCCUGUAUUGCAAGCAAACUUCUCGCUGGGGAUUGCUGAAAUAUAUCUUUAUGGAGGAAUUAUUGGAUCCGGCGAACGGCUACGUCAACCCUGCUGACUUCUCCUUAACACUGCAGAUUGAAAUGACUGCUGAACUGCCUACUGGAAUGAUGUGAAACAGUGACCCACAUACAUGUUAAAUGGAUUGGUUUUUUUUAAUUGUUCCGGUUUCCUCGCGUUCCCAGCAAUGGUGUUAUCAUUUUCGUAAUGUGGGCGUAUUCUUGAACCAGUUCUUCCUGCCAGACUUUUGGUUGCCCAGAACCGUUUAUUAGCUGAUUAGACACUGGAUGUUGUAGUCGCUGAGUAGAUAAAAAUAAGUUUGAGUUUUAGAUUUGUUGCGUUUUUGAACGCGUACAGAGUACUUUGGUACAGAGUGUUUUCUGUUUGUUGUUGUUGUUGUUAUAUAGUGUGCAGAUAUGAUUCCAGAUUUCUCUAUGUUUCAGUUAUCACGCGGGAAGAGGCUUUACUACCAUAACAUAUUUCAUAUUAUGACUGACCUUCCGCAGUUGUUACUUGUUAGUCAAAUAACUUAACGUAACAGA
Molecule: messenger RNA, 1915 nt
Organism: Paramacrobiotus metropolitanus
Lineage: Eukaryota; Metazoa; Tardigrada; Eutardigrada; Parachela; Macrobiotidae
Product: BTB/POZ domain-containing protein 3-like
Exons: 10
Coding region: 161-1489 (442 amino acids)
Molecular function (GO): protein binding
Source: RefSeq, a predicted model, not a curated record